AUGGAGCUAGGCACUGGAUUCAGCUAUAAAGACCAAAUGAUGAGACAGAUAUUAAAGGAGCCAAAGCUGGAAAUGAGACUGCUGUUAAGAAAGCAGUCUUCUGUUAUGAAGGCAAUCAUGGGAAAGGCUAAACAAAAUCAUGAGCAAGAAAGACAUAGAGAUUCACAUGAAGCUCCUUCAAAGAAGACAGCCCUUCAUUUUGGUGCAGUAGAAUUUGUGACUGCCAUUACAGAUUAUUCCAGUAAGAUGGAAGCUGAGGAAAAAUUCCACUGGCUAACAUGUUCUGGCACAGUAGAGAUUCUGCCUCCCUCUGCAGUCCUGGCCCAUCUCCUAUUCCCACCAAUGGCCUGUUUGACCUUUGCCAGGUAUUUUGAGCCAGCUUUGGAGACAGGUUUUGGUGAGAAAGAGGUUAAGGGUGCUAAGAUUCUGCCAGAGAAACUGAAGAGGUUGCAAUCUCGUUUUUCAAUUAUGGCAUUUGGCAAGAAAGAAACCACAACUGAUCUCAUCCAGCUGUUUUGUGAUAGUAAAGAGGUGGUGCCUGCUGCGGAGGGUCUAGAUUGGGAAGAUAAAGAUGCUGCAGGAACGCUGGUCGGAAACGUGGUCCACUCUAGAAUCAUCAGCCCCCUGCGUCUGUUUGUUAAACAGUCUCCAGUGCCCAAGCCUGGCCCCCUGGCAUAUGCAGACAGCAUGGACAACUUUUGGGAUUGGCUGGCCAACAUCACAGAGGUCCAGGAGCCACUAACCAGAACUAAACGUCGACCAAUAGUAAAGACAGGAAAAUUUAAGAAAAUGUUUGGAUGGGGUGACUUUCAUUCCAACAUAAAAACUGUCAAACUCAACCUCCUCAUCACGGGGAAAAUCGUCGACCAUGGAAAUGGUACCUUCAGUGUUUAUUUCCGGCAUAAUUCAACAGGCCUGGGUAACGUUUCAGUGAGCUUGGUCCCUCCCUCUAAAGUGGUGGAGUUUGAAGUGUCUCCCCAGUCAACCUUGGAGACCAAGGAAUCCAAAUCUUUCAAUUGUCGCAUUGAGUAUGAAAAAACAGACCGAGCAAAGAAGACAGCUCUGUGCAACUUUGACCCAUCCAAGAUCUGCUAUCAGGAGCAGACUCAGAGCCAUGUGUCUUGGUUAUGCUCCAAGCCCUUCAAGGUCAUCUGCAUUUACAUUGCCUUUUACAGUGUUGAUUAUAAACUUGUGCAAAAGGUCUGUCCUGACUACAAUUACCAUAGUGAGACCCCCUACUUAUCUUCUGGAUGA
Molecule: messenger RNA, 1254 nt
Organism: Perognathus longimembris pacificus (Pacific pocket mouse)
Lineage: Eukaryota; Metazoa; Chordata; Mammalia; Rodentia; Heteromyidae
Gene: Nxph2
Product: neurexophilin 2
Exons: 4
Coding region: 1-1254 (417 amino acids)
Molecular function (GO): signaling receptor binding
Source: RefSeq, a predicted model, not a curated record